Messenger RNA from Ylistrum balloti, 1038 nucleotides. Its product is annotated as procathepsin L-like. Gene Ontology annotation, cellular component: lysosome. The transcript is spliced from 8 exons. Bases 1 to 1038 code for a protein of 345 amino acids. The record is from RefSeq and is a predicted model, not a curated record. Gene Ontology annotation, molecular function: cysteine-type endopeptidase activity. Gene Ontology annotation, biological process: immune response. Lineage: Eukaryota; Metazoa; Mollusca; Bivalvia; Pectinida; Pectinidae.
AUGUUGCUCUUUCUAUGUUGUUUGUUGCCGAUUGCCUCAGCCUUUCCAAACGUUCAGGGAUGGUAUCAAUCAUCACAGAUCCUACAGGACGUACCUACUGAUCUUUCACCGUAUAGCGUCAGUUUUGUGGAGUUCCAGGGAAAAUACGACAAGAUAUACCCAACCGUCCUAGAAGAGUUGAGGAGGUUCGAGAUAUUCAGGACAAACAUUCAGAUUAUAGAAGAACAUAACAAGCUGUAUGUAUCUGGACAGAAGAACUUCUUUCUUGGAGUCAACCAAUUUACUGACAUGGACUCUGCAGAAUAUUCAAAAUGGCUCAGCACGAGUAUGAUGCGGAAAAGCAACCAAAGUAUGACUUCAACAUUCCUAAGGCCGAACAACGUCAUGGCUCCAGAAGAAGUCGACUGGAGAACGCUUGGUUACGUUACGGAAGUAAAAAACCAGGGUGUGUGCGGAGAUUGCUGGGCAUUUAGUGCAACCGGUUCUCUCGAGGGACAGCAUUUCAAGAAGACGGGGAUUUUAGUAUCUCUAAGUGAACAGCAGUUGAAUGACUGUUCUACCAGUUUUGGUAACAACGGCUGUAAUGGCGGUCUUAUGGACAACGCCUUCAAGUACGUAGAGACCUACGGCAUAGAAUCGGAAUUCGACUACCCCUACACCGCCCAGGACGGGGAUUGUAUGUACGACUCGUCUAAGACGGUAGCGACCUGCUCAGGUAUCGUCGGAAUACCAGCCGGAUUUGAACUAGGAUUGCUAGCGGCCGUGGCCACCGUUGGACCUAUAUCCGUUGCCAUAGACGCAAGUCAUACCUCAUUUCAGCUAUACGCGGGCGGAGUUUAUGACGAGCCUCAGUGUAGUCCAACCAAUCUUGACCAUGGCGUACUGGUUGUAGGAUACGGCACUCUCAACGGCAAUGACAUGUGGAUAGUCAAAAAUAGUUGGGGGACGCAGUGGGGAGACGGUGGUUAUGUGAUGAUGUCUCGGAACAAAAAUAAUCAGUGUGGAAUUGCUACAAUGGCCAGCUACCCACUUAUGUGA